Molecule: messenger RNA, 2535 nt
Organism: Musa acuminata AAA Group (dessert banana)
Lineage: Eukaryota; Viridiplantae; Streptophyta; Magnoliopsida; Zingiberales; Musaceae
Product: leucine-rich repeat extensin-like protein 3
Exons: 1
Coding region: 143-1990 (615 amino acids)
Molecular function (GO): protein binding
Source: RefSeq, a predicted model, not a curated record
CCCGUUUCACUUCAUUUGAACUCGCAGAAAACAGGGAGGCCCCUCUCCCUGCAUCUCCACCUUCGAUAAGAAACACAAGCAGCAGCGCCUCUCUCUCGGCAGUCACACCCAAGUGUUGCUUCGAAAAUAGUAGGAAGAUGAGAUGAGGAAACAUGGCAAGGCCGAUCCCCUCUCAUUUCUCCUCUUGUCUUGGCUUCUCAUCCUCCCUCUCGUCUCCUCCUGCUCGGGGAGCCAUGGUCACAUGCCGCGCCUGCGGCGGCUUGUCCAAGAGGAUCAAGAUGCGGACGACUCGUCCUUCCCCAACUCCCGCCUCCGUGACGCCUACAUUGCCCUCCAGGCAUGGAAGCUCGCCAUCGUCUCCGAUCCUAUGAACCUCACCGGCAACUGGGUCGGCCCCGCCGUCUGCAACUACACCGGCGUCUUCUGCUCCCCUCUCCCCUCCGACCCCACCCUCACUGUCGUCGCUGGCGUCGACCUCAACCACGGCGACCUCGCCGGCUACCUUCCCGACCAGCUCGGCCUCCUCGCCGACCUAGCCCUCCUCCACAUCAACUCCAACCGCUUCUGCGGCACCCUCCCCCGUUCCCUCCGCCGCCUCGCUCUCCUCCACGAGCUCGACGUCAGCAACAACCGCCUCGCUGGCCCCUUCCCCGAUGUCGUCCUCCGCCUCCCCUCCCUCCGCUACAUCGAUCUCCGAAUCAACGAGUUCGAGGGCGCGGUGCCCCCGGAGCUGUUCGACAGGGACCUCGACGCCAUCUUCCUUAACCACAACCGCUUCGCCUUCGACAUCCCCGACAACCUCGGCAACUCCCCCGUCUCCGUCGUCGUCCUCGCCAACAACCGCUUCCACGGUUGCCUGCCCGCCGGCCUCGGCAACAUGUCGAGGACGCUCAACGAGAUCAUCCUCAUGAACAACGGCCUCAGCUCCUGCUUCCCUCCGGAGAUCGGCCUCCUCAGGAGCCUCACCGUUCUCGACGUCAGCUUCAACAGGCUUGUUGGGCCACUACCGAACGUCGGCGGGAUGGUCAGCCUGGAGCAGCUCGAUGUAGCACACAAUCUGCUUUCCGGAGGUAUCCCGGCCUCGAUCUGCGGUUUGCCGCGCCUCAAGAACUUUACCUAUUCCUACAACUUCUUUACCGGGGAGCCGCCCCAGUGCUUCGCGGUCGAAUCGUUCGACGACCGCCGCAAUUGCCUUGCCGACAGGCCGAAGCAGCGCUCAGAGCGCCAAUGUAACUCGUUCCUGUCUCAUCAUCCCGUCGACUGCUCUGCUUUUACUUGCAAGCCCUUCGUGCCGGCCCUCCCUCCUCCGCCGCAACCGUCACCUCCUCCACCUUUUCCGCCACCGCCGUCGCCUCCUCGACUCCCUCCGCCACCGCCGUCGCCACCUCCACCUUCUCCGCCGCCGUCGCCUCCUCAACCGUCCUCUUCUCCUCCUCCACCGUCGCCUCCCCCUCCAUCCCCUCCACCUCCGUUGCCGCCUCCACCUUCUCCACCACCGCCGUCGUACUGUAUCCGAUCUCCAUCACCGCCGCCGCCAGUCUACUGCUCACGAUCUCCGUCGCCUCCCGUCUACUGCAAUCGGUCUCCACCGCCACCUAGCCCCAUCUUCCCUACACCGGCAUAUUCUCCAUCUUCGCUGCCACCAAGCCCACCCCAUUCUCCUCCAUGGCACUCAUCUCCACCACCUUCGAUCUAUUCAGCCCCUCCGCCACCGAACUCACCGCCGCCUCCGUCUUACCCACCACCGCCUAACUCACUGCCGCCUCCGUCGUACUCACCACCACCCAACUCCCAGCCGCCGCCGCCGCCUCCAUCAAACUCACCUCCACUCCCACCUCCAUGUGUCGAACCGCCACCACCUCCUUGUAUCGAACCGCCUUCACCGCCAUGCAUCGAGGCGCCGUCACCUGCACCCUCACCCGUAUACGACGAACCAUUGCCGGCUAUCAUUGGAAUUUCAUAUACAUCACCUCCACCUCCCGUCUUUUAAUUCUUCUGCAUAUCUUUUUGCCACCCACCUACCCUCCGUCGGCAAAGUUGGGAAUUUUCUUUUCUUUCUUCCUUUCUUUUGAUGAGGAUUCUUGCGGUGAAGUCCUCCAUCAGAUUCUCUCCAUUGUCCUCCUUGGUUCUCUCCUUUUCCUCUCUCAUUCCUCCAGCAAAGCAAACAACCAAAUUGCUCGACUUGUGUUGUUGCUACAAGUAGAUGUUCUUCAAGGUUAUGAAGGCGUGGAUGGAAGAAGGAAACAGCUUACAACGACUCCGUUGGUCAUUCCAUGGCAUAUGGAUGAAGGAUAUUAUUCUGAAUCGUGAAUAAAUGUGUGAAGGAUCAGAGUCAGAGGUUUCAAGUAAAAUCUCAUCUGUUCGUGUUCUUCUUCUAUCAGUUCUUGUUUCAACAUUCGAUUAAUCAACAUUCCUGUACACUGUUGCCUGCUGUGAUGGGAUUACGUUUUCUCGAUACAACGACGCGGAUUUCAAUCAUAAACCCAAACCAAAUCUAAUUAAAGGAUGCUUUUAUAUGAGUUAAUUGUGUGUCUA